Molecule: messenger RNA, 828 nt
Organism: Phytophthora sojae
Lineage: Eukaryota; Oomycota; Peronosporomycetes; Peronosporales; Peronosporaceae
Exons: 6
Coding region: 1-828 (275 amino acids)
Cellular component (GO): plasma membrane
Molecular function (GO): calcium-activated cation channel activity
Source: RefSeq, a predicted model, not a curated record
AUGCUCUGUCGAUCAUGGGCUACAACCUAUUUGACGACUCAAAUCUUGUGCAUUGCCUCGGUGCUUCUGGUCGUCGCUGUGAACCUUCUUUUGGCACGCAUCCUCAACGGUCUUGUCGCUAUGGAGAAGCACCACACGCAGUCCAGCCUUGUAGUUUCUCGGGUCACCAAAGUCUUUUUGGCGCAGUUUUGCAACACGGCACUGCUCAUGCUCGCUAUCAACGCCAACGCCAACUACUUCUCGUCGUCACCGACUGUACCGGAGACGAGUAUUAGCACCGGAGGUUUCUCGCUUGGUUCGCUGCAGGUUUUGAACGGAGAGUACUCGGACUUUUCAGCUGACUGGUACAACGACGUCGGUGUAGCGCUGAUGCUCACCAUGAUCAUCAACUCGUUCAGCACACACGCGCGCGACCUUGAAGCGCUAUACCGGGGACCAGAAUUCGACCUGGCAGCGCGCUACGCACAGUCGCUUACCUCAAUAUUCAUCUCGUAUAUGUUCUCAGCAGGCAUGCCGCUGCUCCAUUUCAUCGGAUUCGGGACUAUGAUCAUGACGUAUUGGGCCGACAAAUUCAGGUCGCUUCUCCCGUACGCCGUGCUGAUGCAUUGCCUUGUGGCUAUGUGGAUGUUCUCGAACGACCGAAUCUUCGAGUAUGAAAGUGACAGGCAAUUCCAACUCCGUGUCUGCAGGAGAAAUUGGCGGCUACGGGUGGCGCGCAACAACUACUGCGGCCCGACCUCCGAGCGAGAUACGAGCGCGCUCUUGCGGGUCGUAUCGCACAAGAAGAGUCGCUGCCGAAGGUGCGCUCCAAGCGCUCGAUGUCCCUGA